Molecule: messenger RNA, 1479 nt
Organism: Colletotrichum gloeosporioides
Lineage: Eukaryota; Fungi; Ascomycota; Sordariomycetes; Glomerellales; Glomerellaceae
Exons: 2
Coding region: 1-1479 (492 amino acids)
Source: RefSeq, a predicted model, not a curated record
AUGGCUGGCUCCAGUACCACCGCGACACCCCCGAAUGUUGACUGGGAAACAUGGUCUAUAGGCCACAAGAUCUUCCAUGAGCAGCGCUGGCAACAGAUUCUGGAUAGCCAGGAUGAAGACUUUAAACGCGCCAACCUCAGAUUCCUGAGACUAGAGGUGUCUUCCACGGACACGUCUGACCUUUUCCAUUUAGCGACAAAGGUCACUGGUGACUUGAGAAAAUACGUGCAAUACAUCUGGCUGAACAUAGCAUUCCAUGAAUGCAAAGGUGAACGCCAGCCUGAUGAGGCGGAACCAGAUGAUAAGGCGGAACCUGAUGACGAGGCGGAAUCAGACGAUGAGGCGGAACCAGACGAUGAGACGGAAUCAGACGAUGAGACGGACAGACGGCACAAGAAAGUGUUGAGAGAAGCCAUCCUACAGCUUUUUCGCGCCUUGGAAGAUUGGAAAGCGCCCGGUCCAAACGGAAAAGGCAUUGCGAUCGAACUUAGCGCACAGUCGUUUUCUUACAAGGCGCACUUCAACUUCGACAAGUCAUAUUUUGGGUCGCGUGACGAAGUAGGGGCUCAACUAGACCCUGAAGUUGGACAUCAGGAGCUUGACAAAUCGGCUUUUCCGGACUACACGAAGCGUAUUCACAAAAAUAUGACUUUCCGUUUUCCUCUGAAGGAUUUUCCUACGCUUCCAGCAGUCACCAACAAGGACUCAAGUUCAUGCAUUAUCCCAUUCAUCACUGACUUUUAUCGUUUAGAAGACGGUUUGUUACUGUCGAAGCUGCCAGAAACAAUCACAGACGUAUCUGUGUAUGAGGACAACAACGAGUCCUACGCCCAGAGGAUUGCCGGUGUUGACCGCCUUCUUCGUGUCCCCAACGCUUCCCUCGGAAUACAGCUUGCUGAGGCAAGCCAAAAUCUCACAAAAUUAUCCGUCGCAUUCAUGGUCGAAGCUGAAGACUUUUUUGACGAGUGCUGCGGAAAAGAGGCCUUCCGAUGGCCACAUCUGGACUCUCUUGCACUGACGUCGCGGCUACUCGCACGCGACGAUGACAAGGCGAUAUUGGAGAUGCUGAAGAAGGCCGCAAGGGUUGCUGAACGCAUGGUUAACCUCAAAACUAUGGCGAUAUGGUUUGGCACCGAACAUACAGCUUGUUGUUUCGCAUACCACCUACGCAGCGGACACAGUCGCAUUACCUGGCAAGGCACUAAGUCUUUGGUAGAUGAUACCAAGCUGAUUCGGCUCUGGACAAUUGUAGCCUGGAAACAAGAUGCCUCUUUCGACGGUUUCGUGCAGGAGGGUUUGUCGGACAUAGGUUGGAAACUGAAUAGUACAUACUUUGCGGGCUUAGCAGGGCAGUUGAACUCAGCUCGGGAGCUCAAAUCUCAUGGGCAUGCGGCGUUCCUCUUUGGGGAUACCUUGCCCGCCGAUGUCAUUGAUCCGCUCUCUCUGUGGCAGAUGCAGCAGGAAGCUCGCGUGUUGUGA